Messenger RNA from Funneliformis caledonium, 165 nucleotides. Lineage: Eukaryota; Fungi; Glomeromycota; Glomeromycetes; Glomerales; Glomeraceae. The record is from the annotation of a GenBank genome assembly.
AUGAAGGCCGGUGGAGAUAAGCGUGCAUCAACCCCAAGCUCGAAGACCGCCAUGCAUGGAAUGAAUCCAAGAGUUGUUAUGAUGUCUUAUCUAUCCGUUGAGCGUGUGACAUGUUUUUAUGACAUGUUCGUCAUGGAAAGCCUGGAUGCUGUUCAAUUAGAGUGA